AUGCUCUCACGUGUUUCUGCAGCUGUCAUGGCACUCCGCACACACAACCGUCGCCGCGUGACCGGAUCCAGCGGAAGGAGGAGGGAAGGAAGAGAGAGUGAGCCGCAGAGGCCCAACAUGUCCCGGCAUCUCUUCUGCUCUGCGGUGCUGCUCCUCCUCGUCGUGAUGAUGUGCUGCAACACUGGAAGAGCUGCGCAAGCUGAUGAGCCAACGUCAGAUCAGGGAUCUUCACUGGGAAAACAUUUUGUUUGGAGAGAUAAGAAAGAAGAAGAAACAGUGAGUUUGCUCUAUGCUCCCAGUCUUGUUGAGGUGAAUGGUAAAGUGUUUGCCGUUGCCGAGGCGCUGUGCAAGAAGAAGAAUGAAGUUGGAGGAGACUAUUACUUUACUGAGAUUGCCUCGGAGCUCCUUGAGUUGAGUGGUGAAAACCUAAAAAUGUUGGGUGGACGUAAUUUGAGGACAAAGGCACUGGAGAAAUGUUCUUCCGAAGAAGGCAAAUGCCCCUCUCAGUCAACGAAUCGCGCUGGUUCCAAAAAUUUCCACAGCGUAUAUGUGAGCCUGCCAACAACAGUUGUGAAGGGAAGUGAUAUUUACAUGCUUGUUGGAACUUACAUCAGGGAAAAUGUCGCUGUUUGUCAGGGUGGGGCUGGCGCGGAUUCAUGGGGUCUUUUGCUGGUAAAGGGGAAUGUCAGUGAAGAACAGGACAAAGGAAUUGUUUGGGAAGAUACUGACGGUCUCCCGUGCACUUCGUUUGUAGAACUUUACGAAUCCUGGCCACAGCUCAUUGGAAGCGGUGGAUCGGGUAUUAAGAUGGAUGACGAUACGCUUGUGUUCCCGUUGGAAGCCGUGAAGGAGGACGGCACUGAAAGUGAAGAAGAGAAAAGAAAGAAUAACAACGUUUCUCUGAUCUUAUACUCCUCCAAGGAUACUAAUACUUGGACGCUGUCGAAGGGGAUGUCUGCCUAUGGCUGCAGUGAUCCCUCCGUCGUGGAGCGGGAGAAGGGAAAACUCAUGAUGAUGACUGCGUGUGAUGAUGGCCGCCGCAGGGUGUACGAGUCCGGUGACAAGGGGGAUUCGUGGACGGAGGCACUCGGGACACUCUCGCGCGUGUGGGGCAACAACCAAAAGCGACAUGAGAAGGGCGUUAGAAGCGGGUUCAUCACAGCGACGAUUGACGGUGUUGAAGAUAAGAGAAAUGUGAUGCUUGUCACUCUGCCGGUAUAUUCCGAGGGGGACAGUAAAAAAGACAAUGGAAAGGGUGAACUCCAUCUUUGGCUGACGGACAAUACGCACAUUGUUGAUAUUGGGCCGGUAUCCGAUGAUGACGCUGCCGCCAGCUCCCUGCUGUACAAAAGUGGAACUAAUAAUAAUAAUAAGGAUGAGUUGAUUGCGCUGUACGAGAAGAAGAAGGACGAUGGGUACAGUCAAUCAUCCGGUGUGGUCUCCGUGGUUCUGACUGAGCAGCUGCAGCGUGUGAAGGAUGUGCUGGCGACCUGGAAGGAAGUGGACGACCGUGUCUCCAAGCUGUGCACUCCUUCAAAUACUGAGAAGGAUCGUCCAACUAGCACUCCCUGCAGCACUACUGAUACGAUCACAGCUGGGCUGGUUGGCUUUUUGUCCGGCAACUUCUCUGAUGGCAAAUGGAGGGACGAGUACCUCGGGGUGAACGCCACAGUAACUGGUCCUGCAAAAAAGACAGAGCCUUCCGAUGGCGUGACAUUUAAAGGACGUGGUGCAGGGGCGGAGUGGCCCGUUGGCAAGCAGGGGGAGAAUCAGCUGUACCACUUUGCAAACUACAACUUCACUCUUCUGGCGACGGUGUCCAUCGACGGUGAGCCGAAGAGUGGCAGCGUCCCUUUGAUGGGUGUGCGUGCGGGCAGUGACGGAGUAACCAAACUUGUGGAGUUGUCGUACGGCAGCGGAAAGAAGUGGCGGGCGCUGUGCGGUGACAGAACAACCGCGGAGCACAGCAGCACUUGGGAGGCAGAGAAAACGUACCAAGUGGCCAUUGUGUUACAGAACGGCGCCCAGGGCUCCGUGUACGUCGAUGGUCAGCGUGUGUGUGAGAGUGUGCAAAGUAAAUUGGAAAAUACAGAAUCGAAAGGGAUUUCUCACUUCUACAUUGGAGGGGAUGGAGGCAAUGCAGAGAACACAGCGGGUGACGAAGAUGUGUCUGUGACCGUGUCGAACGUCCUAUUGUACAACCGUCCGUUGACAUUUACUGGUGGGAGUGCCGAUUUGGAAGAAGCAACGGGUGAUGGCGGCACUGUGCGUGGGAGCGGACUGCUGCCGUCGCUUCUUCUGUUGUUGGGACUGUGGGGGUUUGCGGCUCUGUGA
This is a messenger RNA of Trypanosoma cruzi, 2334 nucleotides long. Its product is annotated as trans-sialidase, putative. Lineage: Eukaryota; Euglenozoa; Kinetoplastea; Trypanosomatida; Trypanosomatidae. The transcript has a single exon. The record is from RefSeq and is a predicted model, not a curated record. The coding region runs from base 1 to 2334 and encodes 777 amino acids. Gene Ontology annotation, molecular function: exo-alpha-sialidase activity.